UGUAAAGGCAGACUGAGACAAGGAAAAGUCGAAGUUACACCAUGCAAGCACAACAGUAGUACGUGGCUGUUCCUCGUUUGACAUAUGUCCCAAGAUUCUCACUGCCCAUCCAGUCAUCUCCUUUAAGCAAACCGACGUCAACCGGUUGUUCUCCCUCUCAGUCGGUGCAUCUUCAGCUUUCUUCCCGCUCACUGCAUAAAACCAACUCUCACCUCUGCAUAUUCUGAAAACGUUUCAAAAGUUUUAGCUUACCCCCACCCUCCACCUCUCCCCUCCCUCCCCCAACAAAUAAAAAAAAAAUCAUCCCUGAAAAAAUAGGUUAGGACUUUACUUUUUUGGGUUUCUUAUGUCUGGCAUUGGUUUGAAUCGUUUGUUGAAAAAGAACCCACAUUUCCUUUGCUUUGUGUAGACAAAAAUGAUGAAACAGUUGCAGCAAACUGUUCCAUUCCAACGUCAUCAUGGGCAAAUUUUGAAAUAAAAGCAAUUUGAUGCUUGUCUUUCAAAGGAAAAAAAAGAAGAAGAAGAAAGAAAGAAAGCAAAAUAGACGCAAAAUCUUGCAAAUAAAUCCAAAACUACAGGGAAUCUCAUUUUGGUUCUGAUGGCAUCAAGAAUCAAGGGUGAAUUCUACUGAGCCUUUAUUCCUUGUCUUUGUCUCAAAGGCCAAUAGUUGAUAGGUAUGGCUCUAGAUGCCUUCUUGGAUUCCAACAACUCUAGGGCAAUGCCCUGGGUGUCUAGAGGCUUGGUGCAGUCCUCAGGUUCUAGUAACUUGUUGCAGAAGGAUGAACAGUGCCAGAAUGUGGUGGCAUCUCUCUUAGGUAGAGCCUCCAGAAAUUUGCCUAGUACUAAUGCUGGAAUCUCAGAUUUCAAUCUGGAUAAGUGCUGCACUGUGGUAAAUAGUGCAACUAAUUUGACUUGUACCUUUCGGGAAAGUGAGGGCAUCUCGUCUGUUUCAGAACAUCCUCAAUUGCAGAGAACUUCCCCUACUAAUAUUGAUUCUCAUGUCGAUAUCCCCAAAUUGCCUGUGCUGUCAUCACAUGACUUGAGCAGUUCACGAACCUCAGUUGUGGAUGCGUUGUCUAGAGGGCAACAUAUGUCUUAUAUGAAUGGCUCACAAGUAGGUAAAAGGAAACAGCAGCCAGGAAUUCUUAAUGCUAAUUCCAGUAAUGCAUCACAAAAGCAUGAAGACUCACUUCCUCAUGACAUAAAACAGGAACUUCAUAAUUCAUGCCCUAAGAAGCCUAGACUAGAUCUCAAUCAAGAUGUAAUACUGCAAGAGCAUAUUAUGAAACAGCCACUGGAGAGUCGGGAUUCUGUGCAAUUGCAAGGCCAAAUGGGAGUGCUGAAGGCAUUUCUUCAGCAGAAUAAGUCGCUGAAUGAACACAAAGAGAAAAACUUGCAAUCAAUUUCCCAGUUUAAGGGAGUUGACUUGAAACAGCAGGGACAGCAACAGAUGAGGCACCAUUUACAACAGCCAGGCAUAUGUCAAGGACCAUUUGUGAAUCCUUUUGAUGUUGUUUGUUCUCGUCGGCUGAUGCAGUAUGUAUAUCAUUUGAGGCAUCGACCACCAGAAAAUGGUAUUGAGUAUUGGAGGAAGUUUGUGGAGGAAUAUUAUGCUCCUAAUGCUAAAAAGAGGUGGUGUUUGUCUUUGUAUGAUAAUGUUAGACACCAUUCCUCUGGUGUUUUUCCCCAGGCAGCAAUGGCUCAAUGGCACUGCAACCUAUGUGGUUCAAUAUCAGGAAGGGGUUUUGAGGCGACUUCUGAAGUGCUCCCUAGGCUUUACAAAGUAUCAUUUGAAAGUGGGGUGAUCGAUGAAAUCUUGUUUCUUGAUCUGCCAUGUGAACGUAAAUUGCCUUCGGGAUUGAUGAUGUUGGAAUAUGAAAAGGCAGUUCAAGAGAGUGUCUAUGACCAAGUUCGUGUUGUUCGUGAGGGCAAACUUCGAAUAAUUUUUACUUAUGAUUUGAAGAUAUUGUCAUGGGAGUUUUGUGCAAGGCAUCAUGAAGAACUUCUGCACCGCAGUUUUAUUGUUGCUCAGGUACAUGGAUUGGUUCAUGCUGCACAAAAAUAUCAAAGCACAAUUAAUGGAUCUAAUAAGUUUUCACCACGUUGUCUCCAAGAAGAUUGCAAUAGGUUUCUGACAACUGGAGGUCAGCUUGUGAGUAAUUUGGAUUUGGAGCUCAUUGAUGACUUAGGGUUUUCCAAAAGAUAUAUUCGAUGCUUACAGAUAGCUGGGGUCGUUGAAAGUAUGAAAGACUUGAUGACUUUCAGCAAGGACAAUAACAUUGGACCAGUUGAGGGCUUGAAGAAAUAUCCUCAACAAACCACUUUUAUCAAGCCUCUGAGAGGUGAGGGAAAAGAAAAGUUACCACUAAAGAGUGUUCAAAGUCUGCCUACUGACUGCAAUAAGUUGUUGGGCAUAUCUCCUCAUUUUAACAACAACAACAAUGGAAGCCCAAAAAUAACCCGCAACCCAAAUUUGAUUAAUUCGGAGGAGGAAUCACCCAGUCGAUUGUCAAGACUGACCACACUGACCUCCAAUGCAAGCAAAUGGAAAGAGGCACAUUCUCGUAAAUGCAACAGGUCUAAGGAGGGUGCAUCUACCAAGCCAUUCCAGGGUCGUAAAAUAUCAAGUUUGGGACUGAGUCAGGACAUACCAGUUAAUGACUUGUCAAGUUAUAAUUUUUCUGAAUGCGGCAAGAAUAAUCAAGAGUGUAUGAUCCAAAAAUGGCUACAGAAGAUGAUCAGUAACAGCAGAGCAGAGAAUGAGGGUGAUAAGGAAAAAGUAAACCAAGAGAUAGGUUGGACCACUCCCAUUGGCUUGCAGGCCGAAGCCAAAAGAACAGAUAAGCUUGUCAACGGGUUAGAUUUUGACAACAUGGCCAAAGCAGCUGCCUCAAGAAAGUCAUCUAGCACUGGUGGGAACAUGCACAAGUUCGCAGUCUCAGCUGCUUGCAAUGGGGACUCUUCCAGUGCUUCUGGAAAUGAUAGCUUCGUUAAAAGAGAACCAGAUUUGCUUGAAAUGGUGCGGAUUAUGGGUCAUGAUUAUUACAAAAAUGGAAAUCCCGCAGGUGAUCAUCACCUGGGUCAGGGCUGGAAAGUUUAACUAACUGGUUAUAUGCCUGUUAAUCUGAAAAUUUUUGGACAGGAGUUUUCGUGCCCCCCUUUUUUUCUUGCAAAGUGCUUGAUAUGAAUGUAAUAAGCAAACUUGAGAAAGUUUUAGGGGUUGCAAUGGCUUCGGAUGGUCAGUGUGUUACCUUUCUUUUCUGAAAAAUUGAAAAUUUAUGGUUUAGAUCUGUUUUUACAACCCAGUGAAAUUCUGACAUUGUUAU
Theobroma cacao (cacao) is the source of this 3326-nucleotide messenger RNA. RefSeq names its product putative transcriptional regulator SLK2. NCBI's taxonomy places the organism in Eukaryota, Viridiplantae, Streptophyta, Magnoliopsida, Malvales, Malvaceae. The record is from RefSeq and is a predicted model, not a curated record.